AUGGAGUUCAUUACUAUGGUUCACCCGGCCCAAAAAGACUCGGCCAGCCUGAGACGGCAGGCUCAUUCCCAUGCCGCUCGUUUUGCUCACGCGCGGGCAAGAGAGCGUCGCAUGGUGGAGCAUACGCAACCUAAACAAAUAUUAGAGAAUGCAGGAGGUGACGACGAGGUUGCCGAUUCAGAGGAGCGCUUGUCAAGUAAUUGGAGAAACUUGGCAUCAUUCGUACGUAACGAAACAACCCCGGUGCUUCCGCAAAAUAUUUCAGGGGCAUUCGAGCACGAACCCUUGGCGAGCUUUCUUGGGUCACUCAAGCCAAGAGAACAUUACAUGUUUCAGCAUUAUGUUCAAGUUGUCGUGCCCGAAAUGCUUAGCCAGUGUCCAGUGUUGAACUACAUGAGAAAACACAACGAUCAUGUACGAAACAACUGGGUGCUUUUAAAUUCCGCACACAUGGAAUUUCUCAAAGGGUUCUUACUUGCGGCCUGUCGUCACCUUUCUACUGUCAAGUCAGACCGAGAGUACGCAGAAAUUGCCAUUCAAUAUAAACUCAGAUACAUCCAAGACCUUCGGCGUACGAUCCUGGUCGAUGGUCCUUCGUCAAGACGCGAAGCCGUCACAAGAGCCUUGGUUUUGGCAUUUGACGAUAUUAUGAUUCAGGAUAUAUCAAUGGCUUCAAACCACGUACUCGGAGCUAUCAAUAUCAUUCAAGCGGCAGGAGGCAGUCAAGUACUUGGCUUGAGUGACCUCGUUCGCUACAUUCUUUACAACUGUGUGCACGCAAAACGGCUUCUAGACUGGAUGCCGGUGCUUGAUUGA
Colletotrichum gloeosporioides is the source of this 816-nucleotide messenger RNA. RefSeq lists its product as uncharacterized. Lineage: Eukaryota; Fungi; Ascomycota; Sordariomycetes; Glomerellales; Glomerellaceae. The record is from RefSeq and is a predicted model, not a curated record. The coding region runs from base 1 to 816 and encodes 271 amino acids. The transcript is spliced from 3 exons.